Messenger RNA from Camellia sinensis, 747 nucleotides. NCBI's taxonomy places the organism in Eukaryota, Viridiplantae, Streptophyta, Magnoliopsida, Ericales, Theaceae. The record is from RefSeq and is a predicted model, not a curated record.
AUGACCACAAUUUUAGGCUCACCAGAAAACAUCAUUACUUUGUCCCUUGAAUAUUUCGAUAAGAUAACACCGGGUAAUCUUUCGGAAUCACGAUAUGAAAAUCCAAGGGAAGAUGACAUCAAACAUCUUCUAGGCCUGCUGCAUUAUUGUUGGUUCUAUGAAUUUCAUUCAAUGGUAUCCCAAAGACGUGUUGUGGGAAGAGAUAGAUCGAUGAAGUCUGCAACUGAGCUCCGGGAAGCCGAGAUCAAAUUCAAGAAGUUUAAUAUAAAUAGGAAUUUGUUCGAUAUAAGGUUUGUAAAUAGGACCAUGGAAAUCCUAUAUUUAAUCGUUGAUGACACUACAGAGUUUGUUUUUAGAAAUUUAAUUGCAUAUGAGCAAUAUCUUCGCCCUUCUUCUAUGAAUUAUUUCACUGCAUAUUUGAAUUUUAUUGAUUACCUUGUGAACUCCUCAAACGAUGUCCAAAUACUGAGGAACUAUGGAGUUAUUCGUAACCUUUUAGGUGACAAUGAAGUGGUUUCGACUGUGUUGAACAAGCUUGUCAACAAUGUCUUUGUAUCUUUGAUAUGUUACGAGCAAGUUUAUCACGAUGUGAACAAGCAUUGCAGUGGGAGAUGCAACGUAUGGUUGGCAACCUUAAGACAGGAUUAUUUCAACACUGCAUGGGCACUCAUCUCUUUUUUUGCUGCUGUUGCAUUGCUUUUACUUACUGCAGCACAAACUGUAUUUUCUGUUAGGAAAUCUUGUUAG